GUUUUGACAGGCAUCUCCUCGGGAUGUAUCUCAUCGCUAAAGAGGCGGGACUUCCCACUCCUCAGCUCUUCACUGAUCCCCUCUACUCCAGAAGUGGCAGUGGAGGUAACUUUGUGCUGUCAUCCAGCCUGGUGGGCUACACCACAGUUCUGGGUGCGGUGGCCCCCAUGGUUAAGCAGGGAUAUGGCUUCUUCUACCGAAUCAGAGAUGACAGGAUUGUGAUCUCUGUCACAGCUUGGAAAUCUUGUCAUGAGACGGAUGCUGCCGUGCUGUUCAACCACUUCUCCAGCUCCCUGCAUGAGCUGCUCCACCUGGCCACUAUGUCUCAGUUAUAAAUACCUGAAGCAAACAGGGUACGAGUUUAAAUAUUUAGAUUUCCUCUCUCGUCUGUGUAUCAGUACACAUACUGCUCAGACUGAGUUUAAACACCUAGAUCUGCACAAAUCAAUGCAAAAUUACAGAAUCUGCA
Messenger RNA from Austrofundulus limnaeus, 469 nucleotides. RefSeq names its product peroxisomal carnitine O-octanoyltransferase. The record is from RefSeq and is a predicted model, not a curated record. NCBI's taxonomy places the organism in Eukaryota, Metazoa, Chordata, Actinopteri, Cyprinodontiformes, Rivulidae. Gene Ontology annotation, cellular component: peroxisome. Gene Ontology annotation, molecular function: carnitine O-octanoyltransferase activity.